AUGACUACACACCCGAUUGGAUGGGCCAUAAUCCCACUUACAUUUACAUCUAAUAUAAAAGAUAAUAUCCGUCUUAAUAACGAAAAAUCUAUUACAAUACCAACCGAAGUACUCAUAGAAAAAUAUACUCCUAAAAUGCCUAAUUAUAUAUUACUUGGUAAUAAUUGGUUUUAUGGCCGAAAAUAUGAUGAUGAUGAGCUCCAAAUAUACAUACCUGAAAUUGUGACCGACACAGAAGAUGCCUGGGUAAGAACUACAUUGCGUAUCAAAGAUCUUAAUGCCAAGAAAGGGGGGAGGGUUAUAGUAUCCGUCGAUAAAAGAGAUAUUCAUGAUUUAUACAAAUCACUUCCUGGGAAAUCGAAAGAUUCGGGCAUUUCUAAUUCGGAUACUUCUUCCAAUUCAGAUACUUCGGACAGCGAUUCAAGUAAUUUUUCCACAUCUAGUUCAGAAAUAGAAGUUACACAUGCGCAUAAGACUAGAGCAGUAAAGAAACGCCCUAUUCUCAAGCGUAAA
Molecule: messenger RNA, 513 nt
Organism: Ambispora leptoticha
Lineage: Eukaryota; Fungi; Glomeromycota; Glomeromycetes; Archaeosporales; Ambisporaceae
Source: the annotation of a GenBank genome assembly